Molecule: messenger RNA, 1858 nt
Organism: [Torrubiella] hemipterigena
Lineage: Eukaryota; Fungi; Ascomycota; Sordariomycetes; Hypocreales; Clavicipitaceae
Source: the annotation of a GenBank genome assembly
UAAGGCGUCCAAUCCUAAGGCGUCCAAUCCUAAGGCGUCCAAUCAUGCAUCUUGUUUUCGACUUUGACGGCACAAUCGCAACACACGACACGCUAGGCGCGUUGGUCAAGGGCGCGGCGCGGUGGCAGUGCCAAAGAGGCAGAGCUGAUCCUUGGCCGAAAUGGGACGGGAUCGAGCAACAGUACUUUAAGGAGUACGCAGAUCACAAGAGCGGCUACUCUCCCAAGGAGGUGGACCGCCAGACACUCGAAGAGGAAACCAAGUUUCUGGCUGCAUCCAUGGCUGUGGAAGAGGCAUCGAUCCAAAGGGUCCAUGACCUUGGCGUGUUUCAAGACUUGGAUAAAGAUAGUCUCCGGCAAGUUGGGAGGGAGGCGUUGAGGAAUGGCGACAUCGUCAUCCGCGCUGGCUUCAGGGAAACUCUGGCGCUGGCGAAAGCCCAUGGUUGGAAGACGUCGGUGCUCUCCAUCAAUUGGUCACAGUCCUUUCUCCAGGGAAUCUUGGAAACCUUUGACGAGAAUGGUGAACUGGAAGUAGUAGCCAACGAGAUUCAUGCAGAAGAUGGCACCAUUCGAGGCCCGGACAUGAUGGAAGGCACCAGGAUGUCCUGUUCUCCGCACAAGCUGAGCGCACUACGGAAGGUUGUGGGCGGAGCGUCGGAGGCAAACGAGACAGUCUACUACGGUGACUCAACUACUGAUCUAGAGUGUGUUCUUUUCUGCACUGGUGUCGUCAUGACGCCUCAGCCUGAGACCAGCUCGCUGCUGAAGACUUUGCGUCGACUCGGCUGGAAUGUUGCGCAUGCCUCGUCUACGGGGCCGGACACCACCCGGCUGUGCUGGGCCGCGGAUUUCGCAGCUGUACUGGAUGGGGAUGUGCUCAAAUAAAAUGACAGUCUUGGAAAAUAACUACGAGAAAGAAAGGAUCAGUUGCCUUGGGGUCCUGCUGUGCUGCAUCUCUUUGUUGUGCCUUAACCGUGUUUCAUGGGCGUUGCUCAUUUAAGUGCACCGUACGUCCCUACUUUUUGUUGUCACUUUUCUGCUUGAUUUUCCCAUUACGAAAAGAAGGCACACGUCGCGACCUACACUAAGAAGCAAUUCACUUUUGUGUGUUUUCCUUCUUGAAAGAGGAGAACACUUACACACACCUUCGCGGACUUAGGUCUUGCCACAACAGUUACUGCACACAUCAAACCGAACAACACGGCUGGCCGUGAAUUCGAACGCGACCAAAAAAAACAUCAACCCUUUACUCUUCAACCUUUCAGCUGUGCUAUUUUCUUAAUACUUCUUUAUAAUUCUCUUGUGCCUACCCAGAUACCCGCAAUACGUCUUUGCAACCGCUUCUGCUUCCUUGCUACCAAAUUAUUCCCAUAUACACCCAAGAAGAACCAACUGGCAAAGCUAUUGAACUUUUGCCAAAAUGUGUAUCUAUUCACGCACUGUUUAUGGAUGCAAGCAUGAGGCUUGGGGUCUGCUUGUCCGACCUUGUCUCACAGCUCAAAACCGAGGUCUGAUCCACUGCAGGGAGAAGAAGUGCCACGGCUUGCAUUCCAAAGUCGUCAGGAGGAAGUGCCCAAAGUGCUCCGUGCUAGACAACAAGCUGCUCACGCUGAGGUCUACGUUGGAUGAGUGCAGAGAGAGGCUGGAUAAAUGGCUACCAAGCCAUGCUGAUGAGUUUUUGCCUCGGAUCGACUAUAUUUUGGACUAUUGAUGCCGUGGGGGUAGAUGGGGAUGAAACAAGAUGCGGAUUGUGUCUUCAGUCACGGUAUAAAGGUGAUGAUGGCUCCUAGGCCGGAUAUAUCAAGUACAUUGCUAUCCAAUAUAUAUUUACGAUUUUCCUUGCACAAAAACACAAAAGC